AUGGUUGGUCUUCGUGAUAUUCCAAUAGAAAUAAUCCCAAACAUUAUCGAUAAUUUGGAUCAAAAAAGUUUGCUCAAAUUCGGCGCCGUCAAUCGUGCUCUACACAUCAAAACGCAAAAAUCGGUAAACUAUUUCAAGUCAGUUAGCCUAACUCAAACCGCCAAAAUCUACACUUUAUCGAUUGAUGGGAAUUUGAUCAUUUGUUUCGAGGAAUUCGGACAAUUCAAGACGAAAGUCAAAUAUUUGGGGAAGGAUGGGAAAGCGCGCUCCACGGAGAUUCGAAUUCAAUCGAUUUUUGAGGUGGUUGUACCGGUUUUGCGGGAUUUUUUGAAGAGAAUUGGGAAACGAUUGGAGAAAUUAUCGAUUGAUGUUGUGAGUUUUUUUUCGAGUGGAGCACGGAAAACUCUUAUAAUUUCAGCAACAAAGAAUGCGCUCGAAAAUCAUUCGCAACAUUCGCCUCAACAAUUUGAACAACUUGAAAGAAUUCGAAAUUUCUUGCACAUCAAAACAAAUCGAUAUACUCAAAUACAAGUUUAUUGAUUUUGAAUCGUUGAAAAAUGUGAGAAAAUCGAUCAGAAUUCCAUUUACAAAUAUUUCAUUUGAUCAACUGAAAGAAUUGAAAGCUUCAAAAACUCAAAUAUCUUUGAUGAAUGAUAAUUUGAAUAUGGAAAAUCUCAAGGAAUUUGUCGAUUUGUGGCAAAAUGGACAAUUACACGAGAAUUUCAAAGGGCUGGAUAUCAAAUGUUCGAAAAAUUCGGAAAGAUUCAAACUUGAUUUCGGCGCCCAUUUCGGUGUUUCUGAUCGAUUUGGUUUCAAGAAUAUCAAAUCGAAAAUCGAUGAAAAUAAGUAUAUUUUGGCUUUUCAAAGUUGUAAUUACAUUUGGUUGGGAGCUUGCGAUGCCACCUGUGAUUCUGAAGAUAAUUCUGAUUCUGAGGAAGAUGAUGAAAGUACCAUUUCAUUUUUUGAUGAAAGUGAUGAUGAAUAA
This is a messenger RNA of Caenorhabditis angaria, 985 nucleotides long. The record is from the annotation of a GenBank genome assembly. NCBI's taxonomy places the organism in Eukaryota, Metazoa, Nematoda, Chromadorea, Rhabditida, Rhabditidae.